Rodentolepis nana is the source of this 822-nucleotide messenger RNA. The record is from the annotation of a GenBank genome assembly. NCBI's taxonomy places the organism in Eukaryota, Metazoa, Platyhelminthes, Cestoda, Cyclophyllidea, Hymenolepididae.
AUGUCGACACUAUUUCUCUUAAGUGUUUCGCUCUUCCAACUAGAUUCUGGAGUAGCCAUCACACGACUGUUAGAGGUGAUGUCUGGUUCACUGGUGUAGGGUACAUAUGUCUUUCCAUUGGAUUUUGGGUUCGUUGAAGAGUCCUGUAGGCAAAAUCCGGUGGUAGAGCUACUGUCUGUGGCUGGUAAGGUGAGUUUACGACCGGUGCAAGUCCUGGUAACUUUACCACCGAUUGUUGGAAACUAGACAUGUCGUUUAUCGGUUUGUUGGUGGCAUCGUUUUUAUUUGUACGGUGGUCGGCUUCGGACCCAGGGAUAAGGAUGCUGCUGUUCUGAUCUUUGCGUUGUUGGUGGCAAAAGUAGAAUGUUGCUGUGAAGAUUAUGUUGAGAAGGAAUAGAGAGAGCCCCACGACAAUUACCAACAGGAGAAUGCUUUUAUCCUCAUCCUUGAUUUUUUUGGAUAGCGUCUGGUUAGCAUCGUAGAAGGAGGGAAAUUCGACAGACUCGUUUGAGGGAGUAAACGAUCUGUCACUAAUUGCCGUAGGUUCCAAUAUUUGUCUUGACGAUGGUGUCGUAAGUCUGUUCACCUUGGCAUCCUUGUAUGGUUUCAUCGGAUGUGCCACAAAGUGAGUUACAGGGUUGCUCUUAACGGUGGAUGACUUCCUAUUAACGGCUGCAAUUUUCGGGAAAAUAUCUGUCCAAAAUGUUGCGAAUUGCUUUCGAUGAUCUGAAACCACUCCAAUCAAAUCCUCAGGGGUUGGAGAUGUGCUGAAACCGAUUGCUGGUUUAACCAUUUUCAGGCCUAAUUCAUUUCUUAUACUGA